Messenger RNA from Erythranthe guttata (spotted monkey flower), 1640 nucleotides. RefSeq names its product putative N-acetyltransferase HLS1. NCBI's taxonomy places the organism in Eukaryota, Viridiplantae, Streptophyta, Magnoliopsida, Lamiales, Phrymaceae. The record is from RefSeq and is a predicted model, not a curated record. Gene Ontology annotation, molecular function: acyltransferase activity, transferring groups other than amino-acyl groups.
UAUUAUAUUAAUAAAUGUUUAUGGAAUAUGGAUGGGUAGGCAUGGACCAAUCCGGGCCUUCUAGCAUAAAGAGCAAGUUGCCACGCCAGCAAUCCAUUGGGCUUAUAUAUAGUGAUUGUAUGGAUAUGGAAAGUUUAAGAACAUACAUAAAUUCCUCAAGGUGUUUGAGAAUUAAUUAUAUUUUAUAUUAUUAUCUAUAAUAUUAUAUAUUCCAAAUAUGCCCUCCAAGAAAAUAGCAGCAGAGGCUAAUUUUCCGGCGGAGCAUUCUCCUCCGGUGGUGGUGAGAGAGUACGAUGGAGGGAGUGACAAGGCGGCGGUGGAGGAGUUAGAGCGGCGGUGCGAGGUGGGCCCCCCGGGAAAGCCGUCGCUCGUCACCGACCUCAUGGGGGACCCUAUUGCUAGGGUCCGGAACUUCGUCUCACACAUUAUGCUGGUUGCUGAAUAUGGGCAUGGAGGAGAAAUAGUUGGUGUAAUUAGGGGCUGCAUAAAAACUGUGACAAGUGGAAAGAAAAUAUCAAGCACUGAAUUUCCAGUCUAUGUGAAAUUGGCUUAUAUUCUUGGCCUUAGGGUUUCAUCCACACACAGGAGGCUCGGUAUCGCAACGAAACUCAUUCAAGAAUUGGAAAAUUGGAGCACAAAAAAUGGUGCCGAAUAUUCAUACAUGGCCACCGAACGAACCAACCAACCCUCCUUAAAUCUCUUCAUUAAAAAAUGCAACUACGUAAAAUUCCGAAACCCUACUGUUUUAGUACAACCCAUUCAUCUCCAUCAGAAGCCGUUACCCUCCGAUAUAACCAUCGUUCGAAUUCCUCCAAAUAUAUCCGAACAAAUUUAUCAAACCCUAUUUUCUUGCUCGGAAUUUUUCCCUAAAGACAUUGAUAAAUUAUUAAACAAUAAGCUCAACUUAGGCACUUUCAUGGCCUUGCCGAAGAAUUCGCACUCGAAAUGGAACCCUAAAAAAACCGAAGAUUUAUUACCAAAGUCUUCGUUCGCCAUACUUAGCGUUUGGAACACUAAGGAGGUUUAUAGGCUACAAAUGAAGGGUGUUUCGGCCUUUACGCAUGCGGCAUGCGUCGGCACUAGGGUUCUUGAUGCUAUGGUGCCGUGGUUGAAAAUCCCAUCGAUUCCGAAUGUUUUCGAGAAUUUCGGUUUUCAUUUUAUGUACGGACUCCAUAUGGAGGGAAAUGAUGGCUCGAGAUUAAUGAGAAAUUUGUGCAAAUUCGUGCAUAAUAUGGCUCAAGAUGACGUGGAUAUAAGGGUUUUGGUCGCUGAGGUGGCGCCCAUGGACCGUGUAAGAGAGGCGGUCCCACAUUGGAAGAGGUUUUCAUGGGAAGAAGAUAUUUGGUGCAUUAAGAGACUUGGAGUACAAGUUGAUGAAAAUAAUUGCCAUGAUCAUUGGUAUAAAUCUUCCGAUUCCUCGGAGGUUAUAUUUGUCGAUCCACGUGAACUUUGAUCGAUCCUUAAUUUGUAGGGUUACGUUUCCCUUUUAAAUUAAAAAAAAUCGACUUAUAGUUUAAUUUCUCAUGUUAUAUUGUAAGUUAUUUGGAGAUGUAACAAAUUAAUGGUCAUCGUUGUAACCUUUGUCUAGAUAUAAUUGGACGAGUCAAUAUCAAUUGCAAAGUUAUAAAGAGACAUUUUCU